Echinostoma caproni is the source of this 567-nucleotide messenger RNA. The record is from the annotation of a GenBank genome assembly. Lineage: Eukaryota; Metazoa; Platyhelminthes; Trematoda; Plagiorchiida; Echinostomatidae.
AUGGAUCUGAUCGGUGCCAAAGGGUUCAGUGUGAUACUGAAAGGAAUCAACACAGAACUUCGCAAAGCGUUUCUCAAAUUUAUCUACAAUGCGAACAACAUAAGCAAAUUGCAAAAUGUUUUGCGAAAGCUCUACUCACCGGAAUUUGUUGAACAGGAGUUAUUUGCAAUAUUUAACAGAUGGAUUUCAGCAUUGCCCAGCUACACAGAUGAAUACUAUCCAGUCCCAAAGACCACUCCCAAAGUCAGCGGUGUAUUACCGAUCACAAUUCGCACGGAAACCGCGGCAAGAAGACGUCUGGACGUGUUACGCGCGCAAGAAGCAGCAUAUGAGGCUCAGCAAGCGUUGAGCCGCAAAAAACGAGAUGCAGCAAAACAACUUGUGCAAGACAUACGUCGCUGCCGUGAGGAAGCAGUUAAACUGCGCUCGGCGAAGAAAAAACAAGCAGAGUUGCUUGUGGAGCAAAUUACGUCGAUGAGAAAUCAGGUGAAGGAGGCACGUGUGUCUGUGCAAAAGGAGAAGCGAAAAACCGGUGAGAAUUUGUUUCUGUUGUAUACUACCUUGUGA